AUGCCUGAACAGCCCUCCGGAUGGCGAAAGCUCCGCAGCAUCGUGCAGUGGACCCCGUUCUUCCAGACCUACAAGAACAAGCAGGGGAAGCACCCGUGGGUGCAGCUCGCCGGCCACCAGGGCAACUUCAAGGCGGGCCCCGAGCAGGGCACCAUCCUGAAGAAGCUGUGCCCCAAGGAGGAGCUGUGCUUCCAGGUGCUCAUGGAGGACAAGCUGCGGCCCUUCGUGCCCGAGUACAAAGGGCAGGUGGCGUGCGAGAGCGGUGAUCGUGAUUUUGUGCAGCCCUGUGUCAUGGACUGCAAGAUAGGCGUGCGAACCUAUUUGGAGGAAGAACUUGCCAAGGCAAAAGAGAAGCCAAAGCUUAGGAAGGAUAUGUAUGAUAAAAUGAUUCAAAUAGAUAAAGAUGCUCCAACAGAAGAGGAACACAGACUCAAAGGAGUCACAAAGCCCAGAUAUAUGGUUUGGAGGGAGACCAUUUCUUCAACAGCCACACUAGGAUUCCGCAUUGAAGGAAUUCGGAAAUCUGAUGGGAAGUCUAGUAAAGACUUCAAAACAACCAAGUCAAGAUCACAAGUCAUGACAGCAUUUCAAGAUUUCACAGAAGGAUUUCCACAUGCUGUGCCCAAGUAUAUUCAGAGGUUGAAAGACAUACGUGCGACAUUAGAGCAGUCAGAAUUCUUUUCAUCACAUGAGGUCAUUGGAAGCUCUCUGUUGUUUGUUCAUGAUCGCCACAAUGCAUCUGUAUGGCUGAUUGACUUUGCUAAGACUCUGGUGUUGCCAUCUGGGAUAAAGAUAGAUCACUCAUCCCAUUGGGUGGUUGGCAACCAUGAAGAUGGAUACCUCAUUGGUAUCAACAACAUCAUUGAGAUCUUCAUGGAACUGAAAGAUGUAGCUGAUGCGAGGCGAGCACAGCAAGCCCUGUUGCUUCCAACGACUGUAGUCACAGGACCAAGUGAUGCUUCGGAAGAUGACACAGCCUGAAGCGUUGACAUUUAGUUAUUUAAUGCAGUAAUUCUUUAUGAUAGUGGUCAUUGAUGAUAGGAAGUUGGAACAUUGAAGAGAGUGAGAUGAAUUUUGUACUUCAUGUGUGGUCUUUAAGGAUGAAGAUUGUUUUCAAAAACUGUGUUAUGAACAUGUUAAUUAUGUUUACAUAAUUUCUGAAAAAGAAAAGGAAGAAGAAAUUGUGUCAGUCAAGUUGUACUGAAGGAUACUUCAGUUUUUCUUUGUUUAGUGACAUUUUCUCUUCAAGAUAAGAUCUUGACAGAAAUGUAUUGUUUGUUGAAUGACGUACAAGAAGACAUAAUAGUUUAUGCUUGUGAUGGUGAUACGAACAUAAAAUGAGGAAUACUGAAAAUUCUUCAUGCACAAAACAUUUUUGUAUGUGAAUGUUGCUGAAUCUCUCUUCAGUUUUCCAGAAAGGGUGAAGAUUGCAUUUGCAUUAAAAAUAAUAGACACCAGUGUCAUAAGUGGGUGUUAUUUGGAUGUGAACUAUGUUGAAUGUUGAGUUCCUUGUAUCAUGCUGGCAAAAGCAAAAGUUGUUUUGUAAAAUAAGAUUCAAAAUUGAGUAUAAUUAUAACUGCUUUGCACUUUUGACAUUUUGUUUUAUGAUUUUUCAUUGAUAUUUAAGAAAUUCUAAAAUUUCAGUCAUUUUUCAUCUUGUUCUGUGUAUUGUUUGCAUACUGUAACUUUCAACAUAUUAUAAAGUGUUGAAAAUUUGAGAGAUAAAACCAAAAUGAAUCUGUUUUCUACGCAUACCUGAAGAAAGAAAUUAUGAAAAUUAUGGGAUUUAAGAACUGUGUUAAUUCACAAAUUAAUACGAUGGAAUGCAAGUGUUCUUCUUAAAAUCAUUAAGUCAGCUGUGAGUGUCGAGUGUGUGUGUUAGUGACUUUCAAUUGGAAGGAAGACCUGCCAUCUAGUCUGUUUUCCACUGGCCACCCACUUGUCAUAUUGCUUACCUUCAUUUGUUAAAGGAAUCAAAGACUUCCAUAUUAGCCCAAUGUGAAAUACUUCUACAAUGUGACUUGUGUAGCGAAGUGGCAGAAAGUAUUUUAUAGAAUCUGUGAUUAAUACCAUUUGAAAGUUAUACCCAAUCUCUUUAAGAAAGUUUCAAGGUGAAUUAUUAUGAAGUUGUGAAAAUGUAGUGUGUGUCAUGAGACAAUGCACAAGUGAAAUUAAUAUUGCACAAAGAAAAGGAGAUUUUCUCAGUACAAACAAGUGCACCGUAAUAAAAAAAGUUUAAUAAACUGGAGUAACCAGAACUAAAAGCAGGCCAGUGUUUUUAUAGGCAAAGGAAGUUUAUAGGGACCAAAACAAACAUUGUGUGCAGCUCUGUUAAGAUGAACAAUUACUGGAAUCUUGUAGCUCUCAAUCAGCAUUUUUUAUGUGAAAACGAUUUGAGUGAUGGUUUCUGUACAGCAUUGAACAUAUGCUGAUUUCUUCCAGCACAAAUAAAUUGUUAUUUAUUCCCAUAAUUUUUAAUUGAAGCAGAACAAUGACUGUUCCUAUUUUAUACAGCA
Messenger RNA from Gryllus bimaculatus (two-spotted cricket), 2516 nucleotides. The record is from the annotation of a GenBank genome assembly. NCBI's taxonomy places the organism in Eukaryota, Metazoa, Arthropoda, Insecta, Orthoptera, Gryllidae.